Molecule: messenger RNA, 699 nt
Organism: Dromiciops gliroides (monito del monte)
Lineage: Eukaryota; Metazoa; Chordata; Mammalia; Microbiotheria; Microbiotheriidae
Gene: COMMD1
Product: copper metabolism domain containing 1
Exons: 3
Coding region: 50-616 (188 amino acids)
Biological process (GO): regulation of proteasomal ubiquitin-dependent protein catabolic process; negative regulation of protein localization to cell surface; copper ion homeostasis
Cellular component (GO): endosome
Source: RefSeq, a predicted model, not a curated record
CGGCCGCCGUUGGGCGCUCAGCUGGUGAGAAGCGGAACGAGCAGUCGCUAUGGCGGGCGAACUCGAGAGUUCCAAGCCCCUGAGCGGCCUGCUGAGCGGCCUGGCCCAAAGCACCUUCCAUGGGCACCCAGGUAUCACGGAGGAGUUGCUGCGGAGUCAGCUUUACCCGGAGGUACCUCCUGAGGAAUUCCGCCCCUUCUUGGAGAAGAUGCGGGGGUUCUUGAAGUCUAUUGCAUCAGCAGACAUGGAUUCCAACCAACUAGAGGCAUACCUGACUGCUCAAACCAAAAAGCAAGGUGGAAUUACAGCUGAUCAAGCAGCAGUCAUUUCCAAAUUCUGGAAAAACCACAAGACAAAAAUCAAGGAGAGUCUAAUCAAUCAAAGUCGAUGGGAAAACAGUCUGAAAGCCAUGAACUGGAGAGUAGAUUUGAAGUCUCAGUCAAAACACCUCGACCAAAUUAAUGCUCCUGUUGCUAUUGUGGAACUAGAACUGGGAAAAAGUGGACAGGAAUCUGAAUAUCUCUGUCUGGAGUUUGAUGAAGUCAAGCUCAACCAAACCCUGAAGAAGCUCACAGAGGUAGAGGACAGUAUCAACACCAUGACAAACCCAGCCUAACCAUGGAGGAGCCACCACUGAGUUCUAACCAUUUAUGCCGUUUUCUGUAUGACAUUCCACUGCAUUAAAUUCUCAAAAUAUAA